Camelina sativa (false flax) is the source of this 2108-nucleotide messenger RNA. RefSeq names its product putative protein phosphatase 2C 46. Gene Ontology annotation, molecular function: protein serine/threonine phosphatase activity; cation binding. Gene Ontology annotation, biological process: protein dephosphorylation. The record is from RefSeq and is a predicted model, not a curated record. Lineage: Eukaryota; Viridiplantae; Streptophyta; Magnoliopsida; Brassicales; Brassicaceae.
CUUUCCUCCUCUUUCAUCUAUCUAAUAUCUGCAACACUUUUUUUUUUCUAGAAGCAAGCACUACGCCUCCAAGUUAUAAGGAAGAGCCGUCGAAUUUCAGAGUUGGAAUGGGGUUAAUAGAUAGAAUUAUUAGUUAGUAGGGAUAAAUCGUAAGUAAUAGAAAGAUAAAGGACCGUUUGUGAAAAUAAAAAGAGGUAAGAAAAGUCAAUUAGAGGAAAAAAGAAGGGUUAGGUUUAGAAAAUCUGAUCCAGUAAUUGAGAGAUUGGAUUGUCUGGUUAGAAGCAGUGGAGCCCUUUUUUUUUUCUUUCUUCUUCUUCUUCUUCUCUUUCGCCUUCUUCUGGAAGAGAAGGUCGACGCUACUACUUCUUUCUUUCUUCUGGAUCUGAUUUGGGAAUCCAUCAAUCUCUCUUUCUCUACCAUCAUAGAUCCUUUUAGAUCUCACCUGUUAGUAACUCGAGUAUCGUUCGUGUUUUGCCGACCUUUUCAUUUACUAAAACCCUUUCGAAUCCUUUUGCUUGGAUUAUAAGAUUUACUUCUGAUUGAGAUUCUUCUUUUAAAGAGUUUAUCUGUUUGACUGGAAAAGUCUGCGACUUUUUCUUCUUCCUGUUGUUGUUACUUACAUCAGCUUCUUCAGAAUCUCAGAUUCUUAAAACCUUAGGAUUGUUAUCUACUUUGUUUGUGUUUCUGUGCAUCCCUUUGACGGAUGUGGAGGAAAAAAAGGGUUGCCCUGAUGAAAUGAGGGAUGUUAUCUACGUUAAUGAAACUCUUGAGUGCUUGUCUGUGGCCGUCUUCUUCUUCCUCGGGCAAGUCCGCUGAUUCGACAGGAAAACAAGAUGGAUUGCUUUGGUAUAAAGACUCUGGUCAGCACCUUGUUGGUGAAUUCUCCAUGGCUGUUGUUCAGGCCAACAACUUGCUUGAGGAUCAGAGCCAAGUUGAGUCUGGUCCUUUGAGUACUCUUGACUCUGGUCCUUAUGGAACUUUUAUUGGUAUUUAUGACGGUCAUGGCGGCCCUGAGACCUCGCGUUUUGUUAAUGAUCAUCUUUUUCAGCAUCUAAAGAGAUUUGCAGCAGAGCAUGCUUGUAUGUCUGUGGAUGUUAUUAAAAAGGCGUAUGAGGCGACUGAAGAAGGGUUUCUAGGUGUUGUGACAAAGCAGUGGCCAACUAAGCCACAGAUUGCAGCUGUUGGGUCUUGCUGCCUGGUUGGUGUUAUAUGCGGAGGGAUGCUUUACAUCGCUAAUGUUGGGGAUUCUCGUGCAGUUCUUGGAAGGGCUAUGAAGGCGACAGGAGAGGUUAUUGCGCUUCAGCUCUCCGCAGAACAUAAUGUGAGCAUAGAGUCUGUUAGACAGGAGAUGCACUCCUUGCACCCGGAUGACUCUCAUAUUGUCAUGUUAAAGCACAAUGUGUGGCGUGUUAAGGGACUUAUUCAGAUAUCUAGAUCCAUAGGUGACGUGUAUCUUAAAAAGGCGGAGUUCAACAAGGAACCAUUGUACACAAAGUACAGACUCCGCGAGCCAUUCAAAAGACCGAUCUUGAGUGGGGAACCAACUAUAACGGAGCAUGAGAUCCAACCACAAGAUCAGUUUCUGAUAUUUGCUUCUGACGGACUAUGGGAACAGCUGAGCAACCAAGAAGCUGUUGACAUCGUUCAGAACCACCCACGAAACGGGAUAGCACGGAGACUAGUGAAAAUGGCACUGCAAGAAGCGGCAAAGAAACGAGAGAUGAGAUACUCUGAUCUGAAGAAGAUAGAGAGAGGAGUGAGGAGGCAUUUCCACGAUGACAUAACUGUGGUCGUCAUUUUCCUUGAUACGAAUCAGGUGAGCUCUGUCAAAGGACCCUCUCUCUCUAUCCGAGGCGGCGGUAUGACCUUCCCCAAGAAACUCUAAGAUACUCUCUCCACUUUUAGGUUCCAUCUUUUGUAGUUAUAUAAAAAAAAAAAGUUACUCUUGUUGGUAUAAGAAUGUAUAAUUUUAACGUGAAAGCCACACACUACUGACGUUUGGAACUCAUUCCAGUAAUUAUUAAUUUUUAUUUAUUCUGCGAAACUUUGUGUAACGAUGUAAUUGUUGUUGAUGAUGAAUGAAUAUGAAUGUAGGCCUUCUUCUGUCA